Messenger RNA from Cuscuta epithymum, 1358 nucleotides. Lineage: Eukaryota; Viridiplantae; Streptophyta; Magnoliopsida; Solanales; Convolvulaceae. The record is from the annotation of a GenBank genome assembly.
UAUUUUUCAGGUUCAAGAUAUAAUCAGAAAAGGUUACUAUUGGAGAGUCGGGAAUGGGCUGGAUAUUAACAUAUGAACCGAGCCGUGGCUCCCGGAUAAGAGUCUUCCCAAAGUGGUGUCUAAUCCUGUGUUGGGGCUGGAACAAGCUCGGGUCGGAAAUCUUAUGUGUACUGGGGAGAAGAGGUGGGAUGUGGACCUUCUCAAGGAUCUUUUUGUGCAGCGGGAUGUUGACAUUAUUCAGGGAGUUCCACUAAGCUUCAGGGAUGUUUCGGACAGAGUGUGUUGGAGAUGGGAGAACUCAGGCCAGUUCUCUGUUCGUAGUUGUUAUAGAGCUAUAAUCGGAGAGAUUACAUCUAGUGAAUGGCUCGGGUGGACGGAGAUGUGGCGGUGGAAAUUGCCACCAAAGGUGAAGCAGUUCUUCUGGCAAGCCUGCCGCAGCCUCCUCCCGACGAAGGAUAAUCUUAUGAGUCGGAGAAUCAAUUGUUCUGAUGUCUGCGGUUUGUGCGGGAUGGAGGCAGAGUCUCAACUUCAUUUGUUCAUUUUUUGCCCACAAACGAAGGAAGCUUGGGAUUCGGUUGGGUGGAGCUGGGUGGAGCCUGGAGCGGGGUCAUUUCUGGAGCAGAUUCGUCGGGAAUUCCAAGUGAAGAAUAUUGAGAAUUUGUGUAAGUUGAUUUGGGGCUGCUGGGGUUUGUGGGGUGAGCGCAAUAAUAGAGUCUGGGGGGGAGCUUCAAAUGAUCUGAAGCAUGUUAUGAGAAAAGCUAGGGUGUAUGUGGAAGGUUGGCAUCUGGCUCAGAAGGGUGCAGGCGGGCAGACUAACAUUAGGGGAGGGGGCAUUUCGGGUUGGUGAAGUCCAACUCCUGGGAGGGUGAAACUGAAUGUGGAUGCGGCACUCAGAGGAGACAAGAGUGGGUUGGGAUGGAUUCUUAGAGAUGAUUCUUGUAAUUUUAUUGCAGGUGUGUCGAAGGUCCGAAUGGGAGUAUUGACUCCGUUGGAAGCUGAGUUGAUAGGGAUUCGGGAAGCUUUGAGCUGGGCUAAAGGAAGAGGAUGGGACCGGGUGGACGUGGAGUCAGAUUCAUCAGGAGCAAUUUCGGAGAUAUUAAAGGAAGCUAGCAUUUCUCUAGCAGGCGUCUUGGGUGGUGAUAUUAGAGAGAUAGCAUCUAGCUUUAUAGACAUCUCUUUUUUACAUGUUAAGCGAUCAGCGAACAAGACGGCUCACGAAUUAGCUAAAGCUGCUUGUUCUGUGUCUGAUUGUGUUUGUUGGAGCGAUUUUCUUCCUCACUUUAUUACUCAUGUACUAAACGCUGAUGCUUUGAAUGACAGUUAAUUCUUUACUGUUCAAAAAAAAAAAAUUGGGUGCG